AAGAGAUUAUCAUGUGACUCCGUUUCACAACAGACAAAAUGGCGGCUGUACACAAUUAUCACAACAUUGGGUUUUGUAUUGCAUUUAUUUGCGCGAUUUAUCCAUUGCAUGCGAAAUAUAGCCCAACCUGGAAAAGUAUUGAUUCCCGACCGCUUCCCUCGUGGUAUGACGAAGCAAAACUGGGCAUUUUUGUCCACUGGGGUGUUUUCUCUGUCCCGAGUUAUUCGUCCGAAUGGUUCUGGCAAAACUGGAUUCAGCAGAGACUGCCGGGUCUAGAAGCGUUUAUGCAGGAGAAUUACAAGCCUGAUUUCACCUACCAGGAUUUUGCGAAGGAUUUUUCUGCUGAGUUUUUCAACGCUGACCAGUGGGCCAAUAUAUUCAAUUCUUCUGGCGCAAGAUACAUUGUGUUCACAAGUAAGCACCAUGAGGGCUACUCUAACUAUGCCUCCAAGUAUUCUUUUGGCUGGAAUUCAGUGGAUGUUGGCCCGAGUAGAGACAUCAUAGGUGAACUUGUUGCCUCAGUUCGAGCCAAUACACAAAUGCAUUUUGGUCUUUAUCAUUCACAAUAUGAAUGGUUCAACCCACUGUUCCUUCAAGACAAGGCAAAUAAUCUCAGCACAGAUAAUUUCGUUCAGUUCAAGACGUUACCAGAGUGGUAUGAGAUUGUGAACCAGUACAAGCCGGACAUCCUGUGGUCUGAUGGAGACUGGGAGGGCACAGACGAAUAUUGGAAGGCAAAGGAGUUCAUAGCCUGGCUUUACAAUGACAGCCCAGUGAAGGACACCGUGGUGAUUAACGACAGAUGGGGCUAUGGUAUAGGAUGUGUGCAUGGGGGCUUCUACACAUGUGGUGACAGAUACAACCCAGGUCACUUGAUUGAACACAAAUGGGAGAACGCCAUGACGAUAGACAAGUAUUCUUGGGGUUACCGUAGAAACGCAAGACUCUCUGAUUAUCUCACCAUGGACCAGCUGAUAGCCACUUUCGUGAAGACUGUCAGCUGUGGAGGAAACAUGUUGCUGAACGUUGGACCACGUCACGAUGGAAUCAUAGACCAGCUGAUGCAGGACCGACUGGCGCAGAUGGGAGACUGGUUGGCCGUCAAUGGGGAGGCCAUAUUCCAAACCAGGCCCUGGACAUACCAGAACGACUCUGUCAACGGGGAUGUGUGGUAUACAAACAGAACAACCACAGAGAGCACAACUGUGUACGCUAUCACACUGUCCUGGCCUAGAAACAACUCGGUGUAUCUUGGUUCCCCUUUUCCUUCCAAACAAACUACAGUUGUCUCCCUUUUGGGCUAUGAACACAAGCUGAACUGGGAACCAGCAGGCGACAAUGGCAUGAUUAUCUCCCUUCCUCAGUUGUCGCAGAGUGAGUACCCAUGCCAGUGGGCUUGGACUUUGAAACUGGAGGGGCUCAUUCAAAAGCAGCGCACGUGGCCAAUGAAAAUGCCCAAAUUUAAUAUUAAUAAGCCUGCCCAUCCGUAUUACUGGCCAACUGUCAUUUAUACUUAGAAUAUUGUACGUUAUAUAACAAGAGAAUAUGUUAUAACUUAUAAGAGUAGUCUUUGUUACAUUAACAUGUAGAAUUUUUUGAAACAAAUUUGUUAACCCGUAGCAGAUGACCAGGUUGGGUGCAAAAUAAUGUGCCUUAUUUAACUAUAUCUUUUAUUUUUCAGAAAAUAUUUUUAUGUCCCCCACCACUAUAGUUUUUGCCCUGUCUGUUGGUUUGUUUGUUUGCCCCAACUUUAACAUUUGCAAUAACUUUUGCAAUAUUGAAGAUAGCAACUUGAUAUUUGGCAUGCAUGUGUAUCUCAUGGAGCUGCACAUAUUGAGUAGGGCUGUCACGAUACGCCGUGAGCGUACCGCGGUAUAUCGUGGUACGGCAACACUGUAUCGCGGUACGUACCGCGAUAUUUUACAGAAUAUGUAUCUGUGAAGAAAACAGCAGAAUAACAAGUUUUACAAACUUUAUUAAACUCAAUAAUCAGAAAACACUGGUAUCAUAGUAUGACUAGAAACUGUAAAAGAAACUGUAAUAAACUUGAUAGAAGUAGUCAUUGUUAUUGUUCGCGUCUUUUUCUCAAAUGUCCGCCAUGUUGUUUACAAUAGCUGUGACUACGAUCUGUGUAAAUCGAACGCUUCAAGGGCAUGUUCAAAAUGCGGAGUCAGCGGGCCCAGUAUUGAAAAUCCGUAGCGUUCUGACUCUUCCUCGACUUUCAGAAUCUUAAGAUAACAUGAUUCGGAAGUGCCAUGCUUUGAACGAUCGAUAUACUAAAGAAAAAAAAAAAGAAAUAAAAUAAACAUCUUUUGGAUAAUUAUGAACUUAUUUGCAAAGGAAAUCUGUCCCUAAUUCCAAAAAAGGUAUGGACCCAUACAUCGCCGUAUUUUAAACGUGAAAGUUAAACAUCUACAAGUGGAAGCGCUUGCUUGACCUGGAUAUUAACGGAUUAUUUAUUUAGCCCUUUUGAACCGCUUCUACAAUUUUCAAAACGAUAUCUAUAUCAAAAUAAUUAUGUAAUGUAUUUAUAUAUGUGCUAAUAUAAUAAUAUUAAAAAAACCGGUGCGGCAACGCCGUACCGCGGUGCGAUUUUUUUCACGACAUGCACCGCGAUAUACCGGUAUACCGGUGAAUCGUGACAGCCCUAAUAUUGAGUGGUGAAAGGUCAAGGUCAUCCUUCAAGGUCAAAGGUCAAAUAUAUAGCUUCAAAGCGGCGCAAAAGGGGACAUAGUGUAGGUCAUCCUUCAACUUAAAGGUCAAAGGUCAAAUAUAUAGCUUCAAAGCGGCGCAAAAGGGGACAUUGUGUUUCUGACAAACACAUAUCUUGUUUCUUUUUUUUAUUCUUGGGAAGUGAUUGUAAUUGGUCUUAAAUGUUUUGAAUUGGAAUAUCUUCACAUUCUUAGUUCAUGUAUUUUGUUUUAGUUACAUGCAGACAUAAAACAGGUUUUCUAUGAUUUUGUUCCCGUAAAACUCUUUUUUGAAGAUACUGAAUUAUGUAUGACGGUAAUGUUUGUCUUUUAUUUGUAGUAAAUGCAAAACUCUGUAUGAAUAUACAAAUCUCCACACAAUAAACAAGCUUUCAUUAAGCUAUGCAUUGCAAAAAAUGUACAUAUAACUGACUCAGAAAAACACAUCUAUAUAAAUUGUUUUACUUUAUCUUAAUGAAAAUUAUUUGUUGAGCAGGAUAUUUUUAACUGUAUCCACGAACGGAAGCGCUGCUGUAUAUAUAUGCUAUAUUUUUUUUUAAACUUUUGCAGUAUAUUUUAUGGAAACAACUGUGAUAUUAUGAACUAAAAUCAAGAAUAUCAUGUACACUUUUGUCAAAACCUUUCUAUUUUAUUAGAAACAAAAUGUCUAUUUUAUGUUGUGUAUACUUUUUUCCUAUUUUAUUUAAUGUUGAGUAUACUUUUUUCCUUAUAUAUAACCCUUCAAUCAUUGCAUACUUUGUUAACAGUCUUGAGGCAAAAGAUCCAUAUACCUAUGCCAUAACUUCUAAAUGAAAUGUAGCUUUGAAAUUUAUCAUAUUUAGUCUUUUGGUAAAAAAGUGCAAUAUUAUUUUGAUUUUGUGCAAUAACUUCAUAACUUGUUUGUAUACAAGGAAUAGGGAUUUUUUGGGGAAAAAAGUUUAUUGAUACUGUAUAAUUAAAAUACUUUCAACAUUUCUAAGUAAGCAAGUUAUGUAGUUUUAUUAUAAACCAAAAUAUCAAAAUAUCACAAAAAAAUAUUAAUGCAUAAAAAAAAAAUGCAAAAAAAAGAAAUUGCCUGUCAAAAGCUUAAAUCUUUUGUUGUUUUUUUUAUAUUUGCACAUUGCACAUCUUUUCCAAAUGUGUGUUGUUUUAUUAUCACUGGUAUUAUUCUUGUGUUUCUUGUUUUCUCUAAGUCUUCUCCAAACUACUUUUUAACAUUCCAAUAUAACCUUUUGCUUUCUUGAUUAAAUAAUUAUGCAAUUA
Messenger RNA from Dreissena polymorpha, 3953 nucleotides. Its product is annotated as plasma alpha-L-fucosidase-like. Lineage: Eukaryota; Metazoa; Mollusca; Bivalvia; Myida; Dreissenidae. The transcript is spliced from 8 exons. Gene Ontology annotation, cellular component: lysosome. Gene Ontology annotation, biological process: glycoside catabolic process; fucose metabolic process. Bases 39 to 1517 code for a protein of 492 amino acids. Gene Ontology annotation, molecular function: alpha-L-fucosidase activity. The record is from RefSeq and is a predicted model, not a curated record.